AUGCUCCGAAGAACAUUAUCUACAUUGAAAGGUGGAAGCGGGUCGGUAAUAUAUGAUGUUAUUGUAAUUGGUGGUGGACAUGCUGGUUGCGAAGCUGCCGCUGCCGCUGCAAGGUGUUCCGCUCAUACAUUAUUAUUGACCAGCAGAAAGGAUACAAUCGGUGAAAUGUCAUGCAACCCAAGUUUCGGUGGAGUCGGCAAAGGACAUCUUGUACGCGAAGUGGACGCACUGGAUGGAUUAUGUGGAAGGAUUUGUGAUAAAUCAGCCAUAAACUAUCACGCACUGAAUUCUUCACAUGGGCCAGCUGUGCUGGGCCUUCGAGCACAGAUUGACAGGAAACUGUAUAAGAAACAUAUGCAACAUGAAAUCUUAAACUGUACAGAAGGUUUGGAUGUAAUGGAGAAAGCUGUUGAUGAUCUGAUUAUCAAAUACAAGGAAGGAGAAAUACCUCGAGUUGUUGGAGUUGUAACUGAUGGGCAGAUUCUAAGAACAAAGGCGCUUGUGGUGACAACGGGAACGUUUUUAAACGGAAAACUUUUUAGAGGAUCGGAAAGUUAUGCUGCCGGGCGUCUCGGUGAAAAGGCUAGUUCAAAACUUUCUGAAACCUUUAAGAAACUUGGCUUCAAGCUCGGACGUUUUCGCACAGGUACUCCAGCACGUUUAUUUAAAAAAACAAUAGAUUUUAGCAAAUUUCUUCCUCAACAUCCAGAUCGGAAACCGGUUCCAUUUUCAUUCUUGACGGAGCAUAUCUGGAUUCCUUACCAUCAACAACUACCGUCAUAUUUGGGUUUUACAAACAAUCGCCUUGCCGAAGUGAUACUUAAAAAUUUCAACGAAUGCAAUUAUAUUCGUAGUGAAGCAAAUGGCCCACGUUAUUGUCCCUCUCUUGAAUCAAAAGUUAUCCGUUUCCCUCAUCUUAAUCACAGGGUUUUUUUGGAACAUGAAGGCUUAGAUUCUGACUUAAUUUAUCCGCAAGGUAUGUCAAUGACGUUUGCACCGGAAGUGCAGCUCGAAGUGUAUCGUUGCAUGCCAGGUUUAGAAAAUGUCGAAAUAUCAGAGGCUGGCUAUGGCGUUGAAUAUGAUUAUGUUGAUCCAAAACAACUUAAGUCAACUUUGCAAACUAAGAUUGUGGAAGGUUUAUUUCUCGCAGGACAAAUUAAUGGUACUACGGGAUAUGAAGAAGCUGCAGCACAGGGCAUUGUAGCUGGAAUAAAUGCUGCAGCGUCAAGUCAAAAUAAAAAACCAUUUGUUAUCGAUAGGACGGAAGGUUACAUUGGUGUAUUAAUUGAUGAUUUGACCAGUCUUGGCACUUCGGAACCGUAUAGAAUGUUUACUUCCAGGGCUGAACUCAGGCUACAUUUGCGACCAGAUAAUGCAGAUAUGAGGUUAACGAAGAAAGGUUACCAACACGGAGCUGUGUCCGAGCAUCGGUAUAAUCACUUCUUAAAAAUGCUGUCUGCUUAUAAUGAAACGCAGGAUCUGCUAAAAUCUGUCAGAUAUCCGAUGAAUUUUUGGAAAAAAUGUAUACCUCGUUUAGAAAAUGCUCGAACACCAAAAGUACACAGUGCAUUUGAUUUGUUAUGUCGUUAUCAAAUAGACUUCAUGGAAAUUCGGAAAGCAGCUCCUGUUGAGCUAAAAAAGUUAUUGGAAAAUGAUGAAAUAGAACAUCGGUUGAAGAUUGAAGCAUUUUAUCAUUUUUAUUUGGAUAAAUCGUUGGCAAAGAUAGAACGAAUACGUAAGGAAUGUGCUACUGUUAUUCCGGAUGAUUUUGAUUAUUCAAAAAUGAAAUCUCUUUCUGCUGAAUGCAAAGAAAAGUUGGAGUUUUGGAGGCCUCAAAAUCUUGCUGCAGCAUCCAGAGUUCCUGGUGCAACGACAGAGGCUUUAAUGGAACUGUUGAACUUCUUGAAAGCCCCGUAA
Messenger RNA from Acanthocheilonema viteae, 1917 nucleotides. NCBI's taxonomy places the organism in Eukaryota, Metazoa, Nematoda, Chromadorea, Rhabditida, Onchocercidae. The record is from the annotation of a GenBank genome assembly.